AUGCGUGCCUUUGCCCUAAAAAAACUACAGGUUCUUAGCCAUUAUUUCUGUUCAAAUUUACACAACAUUCGCAAAACAUCAUUUUCAUGGAACCCUAUUCUCUUGUCCCGCAAACUCCAUGAAGCAACUCCGGUUGAGAAGCUUCAUGACGACGCUUCAAUGAGACAAGAGGAACUAACAAUUGAGAGGAAACGAUCGUGGAUUUCUAGAGAGGAUACCAUUGAUCAUGAUGAGCAAAAACGUUUCCAAUUUCUUUUAGAAAACUUAGGGCUAACCACUCUUGUUCGUAUGAUUCACUUGCAUGGUCCGUCAAUAGGGUUUACGGGUUUUAAUAGAUUAGUGAAACUGUUGAUAGAGAAGGCUAGGUCGACUGGAGAUAAAUGCAUUUUGCUAGAACAAUUGAAUUUGAUUCGUCAUCUUUUACAGUCAAUGCCAGUUGUGUUUAGGUUUCAACUAGAAGAAGAAACAUACGGUCCACUUCUCAAGUAUAUAAUUGACAUGGGAGCUGUUGACGAAUUUAAAAUGUUCUCUAAAUUGAUUAAAGAUCAUAAUCACAAUUCAAUUUCUCGAUUGGGUUAUUAUGACAUGCUGAUGUGGAUAAGGGUUAAUGACGAGGAGAUGAUCCGCGAUGCUUGUGAAUAUAUUACAAUUGAAGAUAGGAAAAGAACAUCUAAAUUGCGAGAAAACUACUUUUUGGCUCUUUGUGAAAGUGAUCGCAAGGAACAGAUUUCGGAUGUUUCGAAAAAUACAAACAUUACAGAGUUUGCUUCAAAAUCUAUAUCAAAUAUAUUAAAAUCAUUAGGAAGGCUACAGUUGAAAUCUGAGGCAGAAAAGUUACUAUUGGAUUAUUCUGAAGAUCAUGAUGAUUGGGAAGAUUAUAAUGAUAUUUCAAACUUCAUUGCUAGUUAUGCAGUUAGCAUUCCAAAUUUAGAGGUUGAGCAUCUCAUAAAAGAGAUUGAGAAUUUGCAUGAUCUAAUGAAUAUUUCACCUUCAUCCUCUACGUAUGAAAAGCUAAUUUUGUAUUGUUGUGGUAAGAACAAGGUGGAUGCAGCUAUUUAUGUUGUUGAUAAAAUGUGUGAAGCAUUCUGUAUGCCCUCCAGUCAUGUAAUGCAAUCUGUAUUAGAGACUUGCUCAGAAACUAAUCUAGAUUUUCAGUAUUAUGAAGAGAUGGAACAAUCUGGGAUCCACUUCUCAAAAGAAGUUUUUGUAGCCCUUAUUCAUGCAUAUGCAGCUUACGAUGAAUUUGAGAAAGCAAAACAGAUUGUUCUAGAUCCACGCAUACAAGUGAAGUGGUUAAUUGAAAUUAAAAGCAUGCUUGUCUCAUCUCUUGCAUCACAUGGGAAAUUGUCCGAGGCACUUGUUUUGUUGGAGGAAAUCAAGAAAGCUGGACAAACUUUAAACCCUAAAGCUAAUCUAUGUCUGAUGGUAAGUUCUACCAUUGAAAUGUUUAAACAACUCAUGGAUUAUUUCAAACAUGGUGAGAACAAGAGCAAUUCUGUUUUUGAUGAAGGAGAUGGCGAGAGGGACUUUAAGAUAGGCGACGAGAUGCCAGUAGUGCUCUCAAGCUUUUCUCGCAUGGGAAUUCCAGUAGUGUCUGCUGCAGAUGAUAAAUAA
This is a messenger RNA of Medicago truncatula (barrel medic), 1614 nucleotides long. RefSeq names its product pentatricopeptide repeat-containing protein At4g04790, mitochondrial. The transcript has 9 exons. Bases 1 to 1614 code for a protein of 537 amino acids. Lineage: Eukaryota; Viridiplantae; Streptophyta; Magnoliopsida; Fabales; Fabaceae. Gene Ontology annotation, molecular function: protein binding. The record is from RefSeq and is a predicted model, not a curated record.